This is a messenger RNA of Rasamsonia emersonii CBS 393.64, 795 nucleotides long. RefSeq lists its product as uncharacterized. The transcript is spliced from 3 exons. The record is from RefSeq and is a predicted model, not a curated record. Bases 1 to 795 code for a protein of 264 amino acids. Lineage: Eukaryota; Fungi; Ascomycota; Eurotiomycetes; Eurotiales; Trichocomaceae.
AUGCCACCAUCUCGGAUCGUCCCCCGCUUCGUCAACAUCACCAAUCCCAAAGAAUUCGGUAUCUCAGGCAAAGACCCCGCCGUGCGUUCCCAUGUAACCCGCUACCAAUGGCAGAGCCACCACGCCAGGAAGGAAGCAGCUAGGAAAAGGAGACGAGAGCAGUUUCUCCCGAUCCGGAUAGAGUUGGAUUGCGCUGCGCUGAAUCUGAAUGCUGAGAUGAAUCCGUCAGAAGAGGAUCAAGCUUCGCACGCGGUAUUGCAGCCUAUUCCUCGCCUGCUGGGCGGGUUUCGGGUUGAUCUUUUUCGAUCGUAUCCUGUGUGGAGGCCGGUGUUUGCACCUCUUGUCGAUUAUUACCUUACGACAAUGGCCGUGGAUAUUCCCGAGCUCGACCAGCCCGGUAACCGUGGCCUGCUUCGAACGAGGUGGUUUCCCCUGACUGGAUCUUCUGCGGCUGCGAUACAAAGCGUGCAGGCCAUCAAUGAAGCCCUUGCCCAGCAAGGCGAGGUUCCGGACGACGCACUCAUCGGAGCAGUGGCCAAGAUGGCCAGCUACGAGGCCAUGUUCGGGACGCUGGAUACUUACAACCUGCAUAUGCAGGGCCUGGCCCGCAUGGUCAGUCUACGUGGGGGGCUGGAGUCGCUGGGCCUGGACGGUCUCCUUCGCCGAAUAGUCAUCUGGAUUGAUCGCAAUGCGGCAUUCCUUAAUGGGUCGUCGCUCUACUUCCCUGGGGCGACCUUUGCCCCGGGGGUACCGCUUCCUGAUCCAAACCCCGGUCAUUUCCUUGGCGCGUCCUAG